Messenger RNA from Pyricularia pennisetigena, 363 nucleotides. RefSeq lists its product as uncharacterized. The coding region runs from base 1 to 363 and encodes 120 amino acids. NCBI's taxonomy places the organism in Eukaryota, Fungi, Ascomycota, Sordariomycetes, Magnaporthales, Pyriculariaceae. The transcript has 2 exons. The record is from RefSeq and is a predicted model, not a curated record.
AUGUCUCCACCGAUCAUUUUACAAAAUUGUUUAAAAUUUGAUAUUUAUAUUAAGGUCCAUGUGCUUGCAAACAAAUAUUACCUCGAUAAAAUCAAAGCUUUUACGUAUAAAAAAUUUAACGACGCAAUGGACGAGUAUUAUAACAGCGAAAAUUUCUUUAAAACGGCCAGAGAAAGUUACGAAAUGGGAUUACUAGCACUAAAAACUGCAGUUGUAGGAGCCUUCGCUCGUAAUUAUAAGGAAUUGUUGGGAAUGGAAAAUGUGCGAGGGUUUUUGGAGGUAAUAUCCAAAUUGGGAAUUAAUUUACUUUUGCAUUUGCAUAUAAUACCCUUUCCAUUGCGCGAUGGGCGUCGUAAGGGUUAA